Tribolium madens (black flour beetle) is the source of this 2009-nucleotide messenger RNA. Its product is annotated as fatty acyl-CoA reductase 1-like. Lineage: Eukaryota; Metazoa; Arthropoda; Insecta; Coleoptera; Tenebrionidae. The coding region runs from base 72 to 1544 and encodes 490 amino acids. Gene Ontology annotation, molecular function: alcohol-forming very long-chain fatty acyl-CoA reductase (NADP+) activity. The record is from RefSeq and is a predicted model, not a curated record. The transcript is spliced from 6 exons. Gene Ontology annotation, biological process: long-chain fatty-acyl-CoA metabolic process. Gene Ontology annotation, cellular component: peroxisome.
UACUACCAAUCAAUAUUUAAAACUUGCUAAGAAUCCAAGUAUUGCAGUUUAAUCUUCGACUUUGGUCAAAAAUGGUUGAUUCCAAUCGAAUUUCAGACAUUUUCAAAGACAAGACUAUUUUUAUUACUGGUGCCACUGGUUUUUUGGGAAAAGUGUUAGUGGAAAAAAUUUUGAGAUGCACCGAAGUGAAAAAAUUGUAUUUGUUAGUGAGGAGUAAGAAAGGGAAAAGCCCCCAAGAGAGAUUAGAGGAUAUUUUCAGUAAUAUGCUCUUCGACGUCCUCAAAUCUCAAAACCCCUCCAGCCUCAAAAAAUGCCAAACCAUCAGUGGCGACAUCACUCAAGACAAUCUCGGUAUCUCCACCCCCAACCUCCUCCUCCUCCAAGAAGUCGAUUUUAUAUUUCACAGCGCCGCCUCCACUCGCUUCGACGACUCGGUCAAAACCGCCGUCAAGUUUAACACCAAAAGUACCAAAUGUCUCCUCGAUUUGGCUGAAAAAUGCCCAAAACUGAAACUUUUCAUCCACAUUUCAACAGCUUAUGCCUUCCCCAACGUCAAGGUACUUUACGAAAAACCCUACAACCCACCAAAGAACCCUCAUGAAGUACUUGAUAUGACCAAAUUUGGAAAAGAUGAGGAUAUUGAAGGACUUCUUGGUGACGUUCCCAACACAUAUACCUUCAGCAAGGCAUUAGCCGAGGCUCUUGUUGUGGAAAAAAUGGACGAAAUUCCAGCAAUUAUAGUACGACCAUCAGUUGUAUGCCCCACGAUGGUGGAACCCAUUCCAGGAUGGGUGAACAACCUUCAAGGUCCCAUGGGUUUGUUUGUGGGUGCUGGUAAAGGCAUAAUCCGUUCCAUGUACAUGAAAGGUGACUCGUACGCUGAUUUUGUCCCAGCGGAUUUGGCCAUCAAUGGUAUGCUUGUGGCUUCAUGGUACUACCUUUCCCAAGACAAAACCACUCGUUUCUACCAUUUAACUGCAUCAUCAGAGUACAAUUUCACAUGGGAGGAGUUAAUAACAACCGGGAAAAGUAUCAUUUAUAAUGAAGUACCAUUCAAUGGCGUUGUGUGGUACCCUGGAGGGUCAAUAAAAAAACUACGAUGGGUACAUGAUUUGUGCUUUCUUUUAUUUCAACUUCUACCUGCGAUUUUCAUUGAUACGAUUUUGGUACUACUCCGGUACAAACCCAUAUUGUACCAAAUUCAGAGAAGAAUACAAAAAGGGAAUGACGUUUUUGAGUACUACACAAACCGGGCUUGGAAUUUUAGUAAUAUGAAAGCCGAUGAAAUUAGAAAAUCUAUGAAUGAAAUUGAAAAAAAAGUCUACAAAGUUGAUGGUAAAGGAUUUGAUUUGAGGGAUUAUUUAAAAAAAUGUAUUUGGUGUGUAAGAAGAAACAAUCUUAAGGAACCAGAUGAGACAGUACCGGCGGCUAAAAGGCACAUGAAAGUAAUGUGGGCCCUUGAUAUUACUUUCAAAGUACUACUCGUCGUGGUACUACUGUACUAUUGCUAUCACUGGUACCAAAUAAUUGCCCGAUUUUUUUAACAAUGUAAUGGUUUUACUCAGGAUUUGUGGUACUAACACUCCCUUUUUUGAUUUGUGGUACUACCUUAAUUUUUCUAAAUAAAACGCAUUUAAAAAAUAUAUAAACUUUUAUUUGGUUGUCUUUUGCACUAUUUUUGAGGGAUUAUUUAAAAAAAUUAUUUGGUGUAAGAAGAAAUAAUCUUAAGGAACCAAAUGAGACAGUACCAGCGGCCAAAAGGCACAUGAAAGUGUAAGAACCACUUAAUUUAGUUAAUUUUACUUGAUUGUUUUUACAGAAUGUGGGCCCUUGAUAUUACUUUCAAAGUACUACUCGUCGUAGUACUACUUUACUAUUGCUAUCACUGGUACCAAACAAUUGCUCGAUUUUUUUAACAAUGUAAUGGUUAUUUCAGGAUUCGUGGUACUAACACUCCCUUUUUUGAUUUGUGGUACUACCUUAAUUUUUCUAAAUAAAACGCAUUUAAA